This is a messenger RNA of Trichoplax adhaerens, 1299 nucleotides long. RefSeq lists its product as uncharacterized. The record is from RefSeq and is a predicted model, not a curated record. Gene Ontology annotation, molecular function: mannosyltransferase activity. Gene Ontology annotation, cellular component: endoplasmic reticulum. The coding region runs from base 1 to 1299 and encodes 432 amino acids. The transcript is spliced from 15 exons. NCBI's taxonomy places the organism in Eukaryota, Metazoa, Placozoa, Uniplacotomia, Trichoplacea, Trichoplacidae.
AUGGAUAGGAACAUUUGUGUUCUUGUACUUGGCGAUAUUGGUAGGAGCCCUCGUAUGCAGUAUCAUAGCAUAUCGUUAGCCAAGGCUGGAUUGAAAGUCGACCUGGUUGGAUAUGCAGGAACUAAACCUCAUGAUGCUCUAAUCGAUCAAACCAACAUCAAGAUUCAUGCCAUGCAGCCUCCAACAAGUCUAAACGGCCUUCCAGGACUUUUGCGCUACUUGAUGAAAGCCAUUUACCUUGUACUACAACUGUCCAUAUACCUUAUGUUUAGAAUAUCAAAGCCUGAUUUUCUAUUACUUCAGAACCCACCUGCUUUCCCAACGAUAGCUGUUGCUUGGUUUGUUUGUAGACUAAGAGGUAGUAAGUUGGUUAUUGAUUGGCAUAACUACGGAUACACAAUUCUAGGCUUGACGUUAGGGAAACAACAUAUACUUGUACGACUAUCAAAGUGGUAUGAAAGGUUCUUUGGGAGAUUAUCAGAUGCCAAUUUUUGCGUUACCAAUGCUAUGCGCGAUGACUUGCAAAAAAAUUGGUCGAUCAAUAGAGCAUUUACACUGUACGAUCGACCUCCGGCUAUGUUCAAAUCAUUGGAUUUAGAAAGUAAGCAUAAGAUAAUUUCAGUCUUGGCCAACGAAUAUGAAAUAUUUCGAGGCGAUUCUAGCAAUUCACAAGAUACAGCAUUUACUUACAAAGAUGGAGAAACGAUCAAAUAUAAGGCAGAUAGACCAGCUCUUCUUAUCAGUAGUACUAGCUGGACGGAGGAUGAAGACUUUUCUAUACUAUUGAAUGCACUAGAAGGAUACGAAAAUUUGGUUAACAAUUUGCGUAAUAGCAAAAAGUACCCGCGCUUAAUUUGCGUAAUAACAGGUAAAGGCCCACUGAAAGAAUAUUACCAAGAAUUGAUUCAAAAGAAAUCUUUUAAAUGCAUAUCCAUAUGUACCCCUUGGUUGAAAGCAGAAGACUAUCCUAAGAUCUUAGGUGCUGCCGAUUUAGGUGUAUGUCUGCAUAAAUCUUCUUCCGGUUUGGAUCUGCCUAUGAAGGUUGUCGAUAUGUUUGGCUGCGGAUUGCCAGUUUGUGCUAUCAGUUUUGAUUGCUUGCAUGAACUCGUCAAACAUGAAGAAAAUGGAAUGAUAUUUCAAAACGAGCAAGAAUUAUGCCUGCAGAUGCAGGAAUUGUUAAAGGGAUUUCCUGAUCAGCAGCGUAAAAUAGACCUAUUCAGAAAAAAUUUAAAAACUUUUCAGCGUAAGAGAUGGGAAGAAUGCUGGAGGCAAACUGCCUAUCCAGUUUUCUGUAGCUAA